This is a messenger RNA of Helicoverpa zea (corn earworm), 517 nucleotides long. RefSeq lists its product as uncharacterized. Bases 75 to 497 code for a protein of 140 amino acids. The transcript is spliced from 3 exons. NCBI's taxonomy places the organism in Eukaryota, Metazoa, Arthropoda, Insecta, Lepidoptera, Noctuidae. The record is from RefSeq and is a predicted model, not a curated record. Gene Ontology annotation, biological process: positive regulation of voltage-gated potassium channel activity; sleep; regulation of synaptic transmission, cholinergic.
GUGACCAUCCGUCCAGCUUCCAACUCGUUGUGUAAUUAAUAUUCAAUUAUAGUGGAAAUAGUGCUUUUAAUAAAAUGAAAGAGUUUCUGAAAGUCUCGUUGGUUUUUGCUUUCUGUGUAAGAUAUGCUGCAUCCAUCCGCUGCUUCGAAUGCAACAGCCAAAACAACUCGAUGUGUCUGGACCCGACCAUCUAUGAUAAGGAGACGCUGAACAACUUCUUGCCGAUAGCGGAGUGCGGGCACGGCGUCUACUCUUCCCACAGCGAAUUCUUCUGCAGGAAGAUUGUGCAGACCAUUCUCCACAAAGGCUACGAGCCAGAGGUCCGAGUGACCCGCAGCUGCGGCUGGGUGCGCCACCACCGACCCUGCUACAAGGCUGACAACGAAGACCACUUGGAGACAGUCUGCCAGUGCUUCGAAGACGAGUGUAAUGCGGCCUCCAGGGUACAUGGAGCAGUUCUGCUGGUGGCGACUGUAGUGGGAGUGGUGGGCUUGUGAUUAAAUCCAGUAUUAUUUUG